Messenger RNA from Olea europaea var. sylvestris, 1089 nucleotides. RefSeq lists its product as uncharacterized. Gene Ontology annotation, molecular function: zinc ion binding. The coding region runs from base 1 to 1089 and encodes 362 amino acids. The record is from RefSeq and is a predicted model, not a curated record. Lineage: Eukaryota; Viridiplantae; Streptophyta; Magnoliopsida; Lamiales; Oleaceae. The transcript has 2 exons.
AUGCGAAGGUUGGACGAUGCAAACCAAUCAUACGUUCCUGCGGGUAUUAUUGGGGAUAUGGAACGUGAGUUUGGUGUACGGAUUACCUAUAACAAAGCGUGGAGGGUGAAAGAGAAGGAACUUAGAUUUCUUCAUGGUACACCCGAAGAAAGUUUCCAAAAAUUGCCAUCAUAUUGUCACAUGUUAACCGAGAAAAAUCCAGGAACUAUUGCACACAUUGAACUCGAUUCGAAUAAUAGGUUCUUGUACUUCUUCUUAGCGUUCGGUCCUAGUGUACGUGAUUUUCGAGAAUACAUGAGGCCAAUAAUUUGUGUUGAUGGAAGUUAUUUGAAGGGCCAAUAUAAGGGAACACUACUAGUAGCUGCGUUGAAAGAUGUCGUUGAUGAUUCAAACCAGCUAGUGUUUAUGUUGGACAGGAAGAAGAGUAUUAAGCGAGCAAUUACGAGGUUGUUCCCACUUUCUCACCACAGUACCUGCAUCUGGCAUAUCGAGAAAAAUCUUAUUGCUAGGUAUAGCAGUAGCAAUGUCAUCUUCUUAUUCAAGCGGGCAACGCUAGCAUACCGCGUAUCAGAAUUUGAUCAGUUCAUGACACAGAUAAGAACCAUUCGACCGUCAAUGGCAUCUUACUUGGAACGUGCCGGUAUAUCCACCUGGUCACAGGCACAUUUUGUUGGUAAUCAGUACAACGUUAUGACGAAUAACAUUACGGAGUCACUGAAUUCAGUCCUAAGGCGACACAAAAGUUUCCCUAUAAUCUCGUUGAUCGAAAAUAUUACGUCAUUGAUAAAACGAUGGUUCUACGAGAGAAAAAGUGCAUCCACGAAAUGUAGUACGACUGUGACACCAAAAAUUGAUGAUGAAUUGAGAAAAUCAUUCGACGCCGGUGCAACUUUACCAGUACGAAAUUUGGAUGAACUCGUUUUUGAGAUAGGUAUAGCUACCGAACUUUGUACUACCGACCUUAUAAAUAACACAUGUUCAUGUCGAGAGUUUCAGAUGCGACAAAUCCCAUGUUCACAUGCAUCCCGAGCUGCUUGUGCAAAAGAAAAAUUAUUGUAUGAUUUGUGCUCCCCUUACUACACCACAUAA